ACAACAACUGUGAAGCUACAGUGUAGAAAUGAAGGAAAAUAACUGCCAACCAGGCGUUUAGAUAAAUGACAAAUUCUGCAUUUAUAUCAUUUAUGCUACUAUAAAUGCAUUAAUAUUUGGAUUGCUGAUCUGUUGACCUCUGUCAUCCUGUUUGUAUGUUUUAUUUUUUUACUCCAACAUUUAUGGUUUUUCCUUUUACAUACCAGAACAUUAAAUUCUAUAUUUUCCUUGGUUUUCAUAUAGUAAUAUAUAGCUAUAAAAACUGCCCUCGUCCCGUUUUCCUUAUGAUUCCUGAUGGUAAUUGCUGGAUGCAGCAGCUUAGAUGAUGGUUUCACAGAAUGAUCACACAGCGGCAGCUCCUUCUCAUUCUGUGCACAUCAAAGCUCACCCAUGAAGUUUCUUAUGAGAGGGCAGUACAGUUUUCUUCUUUUGGCAGCCUUAUAUGCAAACCCAUGGACAGCACAUUACCACUGAACACAACCUAAAACACGGCCAUCAUACUUUAAGCGUGUCCCUUUUCUCUUUGUCUGGAAUUUAGCAUUUGCUAGACACAUAUUCUGGGGAGAGAGAUGGUGCAGUCAGACAUCUUUAAAUCAGCCCGUGGAUCCAAAAACAAAUCACAAAAUGAAUCAAAAGAAAAGUCGCCAGCAGCGACUGGGGAAAUAUCCAUGCAGAGACUUACUGAGCAGUGUAAGAGAUUUAAAGAUAUUAUGCAGAUAUCCUUUACAUUAACAAAUCACAAAUGUUUAAUAUGUUUAAAGUGAUUUAUAGUAUUAAAGCCACAGAUUACUCCUGUCUGUCCUACGAGACAUUCACUGCCCCACUCACUGUUACGCUCAACAACUACAACAGUGUUGCUACAGUGACACAAAUGUUUAGUUUUUAAUGUAUAGUUGUUCCAUGUUUAUGUUUAGUCUGCUGUCGUACUCUUACCUCUUAUCUCCACUGUAGGUGAGCUCCUGUUUGAUUCCUCUCUGACUGACUUACUGUGUAUUCACGAUAAGUAAUUCAAAGACAUGAUUAUAUUGACUUUACCAUUUACAUUCAUAAGAAAUACUUUCAACUUUUAACAUUUUAAUAUUAUGAUUAAUAACCUGUCCUCAAACCCAUAACACAGUGUAGAUAAGAUCACUGACUAAACACUCAAAUACCAAUUAUAAAAGUGUUUAUUUAAGUGUUAAUUUCUACAAAUUAGAUACAUGUUAUGACCCACAUAUACAUGUUUAACGGAUCAUGAUGUAAGUCCAUUUUGUUAUACUUUCACCAUUGAAAGUUUAAUAUUGGCAGAACUACAAAAGAAAACUGCAGCACUGUGGCGUUGAAACAGAUUGAAACAUGAAUUGAAUGUCUGUCUGUAAUCUUUCAGAUAAGGUAAAGGAAAGCAGUCGAGUCGUCCUCUUUUUUGCCUUUAGAGUUAAAUUCUAUUGCUGCUACGCCCUCACAUACAAAGAAUGAUAGUGAGGGGAGUUAUCAUGGAAAUACCACAGAAUGCAAACACACCCCCUCCUCUCCCCUCAGACAAUCAGACAGAGAAGAAAUGAAAGGUAGUGAGAAAGAGUGAGCGGUAUAGAGCAUCAAGGGGUGAUUAUGGUUAAUUACUGCUUUCUGGAUGUGAAGUCUGCAUUCAAAGAAAGUGACUAACCAUGGGCUGUGUGAGUGCAGAAACAUUUACAAGGCAGACGGCUGGGCACAGAGAAUAGCUUUGAAACAUACAUAGAAGAUGCCGUUAAAUGUUUACGACAGGUAGGGAUAUGAAAGUGACUUUGAAAUGAUGAAAGGAAUGUCUGUGUCUCAGUGUGAUAACUCUCAGUCAGUGGCUUGAAAACUUGAUUUUUCUGUGGUUUUUCCCAUGAAAGUAUUCACCUCCAGAUACAGAUACAGUACAUAAACACAGUCAGGACAGAAAAUCAUAAAGACCUGUCAAAUACUGGAUAAUAUGAUGCCUUAAAGUUCAUUCUACUUUUGAAAAGCAUACAGUAGUAGUAUCUUUGUGGCUUUCAGCUGUUGUAGUAAUUUUUGAGAGAGCAGCUUGUCGUGUUAUUGGAACAGAAUUGUUGUCGAUAAUUCCCAUGAAAAGUCUCAAAAGUUAAUGAAUUGCUCUGACUAACAAACAUUUCUUGUUUGGCCAAAGCCUAAUAGAUCUUAUAAUAUGUGUCCAGCAGCUCCAGUGUUUAAUUAAAAUGAUAAUAGUGAGUCACAGUGGGUAACAUAUCCCUCAAUGAAAAACAAGGACACCAGAGUUUAUUCUGGGUCAGUCCCACAUUCACCUGCUGCUGUAAAUACUCUCUGGACAACCAAAUGAAUAUUAACACCAUUUCCUCUUGUUUGAGUAACAUUUGCUAAAAAAAGUUCAGUGGCCAACAGUUGUAGGAAAUUAUUCAGCUGUUUUUGGAAUUCAAACAAUAUGUUUGUGAGCUGUUUGUUAAGGUUUACCCUCCUCAUUGGUUCUUGCUUGCAGGGGAGUGCAUGCUCCUUGCUCCUGUGGCCUAGUUGGGCUGAGUAAUAGAAGGCUACUUGCUAUGUUUCAGGGUCUGGUGCAGCUGGUGAAGGCAGGGGGUCUUGGUGACCCCUGAGUGAUUAGGAGAAAUUGUGAGUCUGAUUUAAACCAGAGUGGUGCUUAGUUACUGGACUUUUGUGCCAGAAGUGAACUGGGAAAACUGAGGGUAAAUGUCUCAUUCAGGCGUUUUUCCACCACAGUGUUCAACAGAUAAAACUUUCCUGUCCUUUCAGAGAGAGGGAGAGAUAGUUGACUGACAGGCACAGUUCAUCACAUCCUACAAAGUGAUCCUCAAAUCAUUUUUACUCAUCUCUCUCUCUCUCUGUCCCUCUCUCUCCAUGUGCACCUGAGCUGAUGCUGCAAAACAAGGCCACGUGGGACUGACCAAUCAGAACAGGAGGAGAGCUCCGAGGCUUGGAUGAGAGGGGCGUGCUCAACCAGGCCGACAAACUACUGCAGCACUAUGGAUAUUGGAGAUUGUCCCUUCCGGAAGAAACGGAGACCAUGGCGCAUGGACUUCUCAUCCUUCGCCUUGGUAACCGUGGCGCUCGCCGUGUGCCAAACGACCGUGGUUCGGGCAGACCCAGUGGAUGUGUUGCGGGCUCUGCAGGUUCCCUCUCUCCCUGAGGGCGUGAAGAAAGUCCCCGGCUUCUGCACAUCCCGUCGCUCCAGCAGCCCCGAUCAUGCUUACCGCAUCACCAAGAAGGCCCAGAUCUCUGCCCCCACCAAGCAGCUCUUCUCAGGUCGUUUCCCAGAGAACUUCUCCAUCAUGGCUCUGGUUAAGGCCCAGGCUGGUCUCCAAGCUUUCCUCCUCUCCAUCUACAGUGAGCAGGGCAUCCAGCAGCUCGGCAUUGAACUGGGACGCUCACCUGUUUUCCUGUACGAGGACCAGAACGGCAAACCAGCCCCUGAGGACUACCCACUGUUCAGAGGCGUCAACCUGGCUGAUGGCAAGUGGCAUCGCAUCGCUUUCUCUGUUUCCAAGAAGAACGUGACACUGCUGCUGGACUGCAAGAAGAAGAUGACCCGUCCCCUGCCCCGAGGCAACAACGCAGACGUUGACACCAAUGGUAUCACAGUGUUCGGAGCCCGUCUGCUUGAUGAGGAGGUUUUCCAGGGAGACAUCCAGCAGCUGCUGAUCGCCUCCAACCCCCAGGCUGCCUAUGACUUCUGUGAACACUACAGCCCCGACUGUGACUCCCCUCUGCCCAAGACCCAGGCUCAGGACCCCAACACAUACAAGAAGGCAAAUGGAAAAGCAGCCCCCACUAAAACCACCCCAGUUAAAGCCAAACCCACUCCUAAGCCAGCCAAGAAUGGAUCAUACAAACUUGUGGUCAAGCCACCUAUGCCCACCAAAGCUCCCAAGUCCUCCACAGCCAAGCCAUCCAAAGCAAAGCCCACUGCAGUAGAGGUUCUCUUGUCUAAGAUCAAGCCAACAACAGCAGCUAAAGCUAAGCCCACAGCUGCCCCAGCUAAGAACGGCAAUGGUAAACCUGCUGCUGAGAAGAAACCAAAUGGUGCAGCUAAAGCUAACGGCAACGCAACUAUAGAAAAAACUAAUGGCAAUGGCAAAGCUACAGCUGAAGCUAAGCCUACCGCUCAGGCCAAGGUGAAUGGAAAUGGCAAUGGCAAGGUUGUAACUGAGAAGAAAAUCAAUGGUAAUGGAAAUGGGAAAUCCUCAGCAGAAAAGAAAGCCAAUGGGAAUGGAAAAGCCACUGUUGUGUCUAAGGCUAAUGGAAAUGGUAAUGGCAAAGCUACAGCAAAGAAAGCCAAUGGAAAUGGCAAAACCAUUGAAGUUAAAGAGGUUAAAGUCAAAGUUAAUGGCAAAGCUGAGAAUAAAGUCAAUGGUGAGGCUAAGGCUAAUGGCAAUGGCAAAGUUAUUACUGUGGUAGAGAAGAAAGCUGUUACUAAUGGUGCUGCAAAUCAGGCAAAAUCUGAAACCACUACAAAAGCAAAGACUGAGAAAGUUGUUAAAGUAGAAAAGAUAGAAAAGACUGUGGUCAGUGCAGCUAAAUCAGCUGCCAAAGUACAAGCUACCAAGGCACCUAAACCCACAAAGACAUCAAAACCUGAACCUACAAAAAUGGCAAAGGCUGUGGCAACCAAAGCUCAAGUGAAGACAGAGGUCAAAGAGGUCACCAAAGUUAAAACUGUGGUCACCAAAGUUCCUCUGGUCAAAUCAACAACGAACAAAGUAGUGAAGACUGCAGUCGAAAAGGUUCCCAUCCCGAAGAAAGUAGCUCCAACACCUGCCGUUGUCCGGCCCACUCCACCCAGACCUACGAAAUCCAAGGUGGUUUUGGACAUUAAUGUCAAAUCCCAGCACAAACCCUUCCCACCCUUUGGCAAGACUAUGCUGAGUGGAACUGCAGUCCCAGCGAAGAAAAUUACCAACGGUUAUCAACAGGAUGUAGACACUGAAUUUGUCGAGGCUGGCCACACCGCUACAGAGACUGAUUAUUACUAUGAGGAGACGGUCCCACUGCCAGAGGGUGAGGUGAUUGGACAUGAAGAGAUCCCUGUGCAGCCCCAGGUGGAGCCAACACUGGAGGGAGAGAAGGUAGAUGUCACCAAGGCAGGCGGUGCAGAGGAGGAGGUCUUCACUGAGGAGUAUGUGACUGGGGACGUGGGCCUUAAGGAAUACGACUAUUCCUACAGGGACUACAAUGAGCCAUUAACGGAGACUGGAGAGGUCGAUGGCAGCAUGGGCCCCGCCCUGUCUGCUGUGACAGACGAGGGAGGCGCCGCCGUCAGAGGCCAGAAAGGAGAGAAAGGAGAACCUGCUGUCUUGGAGCCUGGUAUGCUGAUUGAAGGACCUCCUGGACCUGAGGGACCUGCUGGUCCUACCGGCCCCCCUGGCUCUUCUGGACCUCCUGGCUCUGUUGGCGACCCUGGUGAGAGGGGCCCACCUGGUAGACCUGGUCUGCCUGGAGCUGAUGGAGUCCCUGGACCUCCUGGAUCCUCAGUCAUGCUGCCUUUCCGUUUUGGUCAGAGUGGAGGAGAUAAGGGUCCUGUUGUUUCUGCACAGGAAGCUCAGGCAGCAGCCAUCUUGUCUCAGGCCAGGAUGGCUCUGAAAGGACCUCCUGGACCAAUGGGAUACACUGGACGCCCUGGACCCCUGGGAAGUCCUGGAAGUCCUGGUCUGAAGGGGGAGAGCGGAGACCCCGGUCCUCAGGGCCCCAGGGGACCCCAGGGUUUGCUGGGACCUCCAGGCAAAGCAGGAAGAAGAGGCCGUGCUGGAGCUGAUGGUGCCAGGGGGAUGCCAGGAGAGCCUGGAACUAAGGGUGACCGUGGUUUUGAUGGUCUUCCUGGUUUGCCUGGUGACAAAGGACACAGGGGUGACACAGGCCCAAUGGGACCCCCAGGAUCUCAAGGAGAGGACGGAGAGAGGGGAGAUGAUGGAGACGUUGGACCCAGGGGUCUCCCAGGUGAACCAGGACCUCGUGGUUUGCUCGGACCCAAAGGUCCUCCUGGAAUCCCUGGACCUCCUGGUGUACGAGGAAAUGACGGGCCCCAAGGUCCCAAAGGAAACUUGGGUCCCCAAGGAGAGCCAGGACCUCCAGGUCAACAGGGAACCCCAGGAACUCAGGGAAUGCCGGGACCUCAGGGACCUGUCGGACCCCCAGGAGAGAAAGGUCCCACAGGAAAACCAGGUCUGCCAGGAAUGCCUGGUGCUGAUGGCCCUCCUGGUCACCCAGGAAAGGAGGGGCCUUCUGGCACCAAAGGAAACCAGGGUCCCAACGGUCCCCAGGGAGCUAUUGGCUAUCCUGGUCCUCGUGGCAUCAAGGGAGCUCAAGGAAUCCGUGGUCUGAAGGGCCACAAGGGAGAGAAGGGAGAAGAUGGUUUCCCUGGAAUUAAAGGAGAUUUUGGUGCCAAGGGAGAGAGGGGUGAGCUUGGAGUACCAGGGCCCAGAGGAGAGGAUGGUCCAGAGGGGCCAAAGGGUCGCGUCGGACCCCCUGGUGAGAUCGGACCAAUUGGUCUGGUUGGAGAGAAGGGUAAACUUGGUGUACCUGGACUUCCUGGAUAUCCUGGAAGACAAGGACCCAAGGGAUCUCUCGGAUUCCCAGGAUUCCCUGGUUCAAACGGCGAGAAGGGAACACGGGGUCUUUCUGGCAAACCAGGACCAAGAGGACAAAGAGGACCAACGGGCCCCAGAGGGCAGAGAGGACCGAGGGGCGCAACCGGGAAACCAGGAGCAAAGGGAACUUCAGGAAGUGAUGGCCCUCCUGGUCCUCCUGGAGAGAGGGGAUUGCCUGGGCCUCAGGGAGCCAACGGUUUCCCCGGACCAAAGGGACCUCCUGGACCACCAGGAAAGGAUGGACUGCCUGGACACCCCGGGCAGAGAGGAGAAGUUGGUUUCCAAGGUAAGAUGGGUCCACCUGGGCCUCCUGGAGUUGUUGGACCUCAGGGUCCAUCAGGAGAGACCGGCCCCAUGGGCGAGCGUGGCCACCCCGGACCCCCAGGUCCACCUGGAGAGCAGGGACUUCCUGGUCCCUCAGGAAAGGAGGGCACCAAGGGAGAUCCUGGACCACCAGGAGGUCCUGGUAAAGAUGGGCCCUCAGGACUGAGAGGCUUCCCCGGAGAGAGAGGACUGCCUGGAACCCCUGGAGGUGGAGGACUGAAGGGAAGUGAAGGACCUGCCGGACCUCCUGGACCUGCUGGGUCUCCUGGUGAGAGGGGACCAGCUGGUACUGCUGGACCUGUUGGACCUCCUGGCAGACCAGGCCCUCAGGGGCCUCCAGGACCUGCUGGAGAGAAGGGAGUUCCUGGCGAGAAAGGGCCAAUUGGCCCAGCAGGUCGUGAUGGAGUGCAGGGUCCCGUGGGUCUGCCUGGCCCUGCUGGACCACCUGGAGUACCUGGAGAGGACGGAGACAAGGGUGAGGUUGGAGAGCCUGGUCAGAAGGGCGCCAAGGGAGCGAAAGGAGAGCAUGGUCCUCCUGGUCCACCUGGGCCAAUGGGUCCCGUCGGUCAGCCUGGUCCUGCUGGUGCUGAUGGAGAGCUUGGACCAAGGGGCCAGCAGGGGCCUUUUGGAGCUAAAGGUGAUGAAGGAUCCAGAGGAUUCCCAGGAGCCCCAGGACCAAUCGGACUGCAGGGAUUGCCAGGACCACCAGGUGAGAAGGGAGAGACAGGAGAUGUUGGACCUCUGGGUCCUCCAGGUCCUCCAGGACCCCGCGGCCCUGCUGGGCCCAGUGGUGCUGAUGGUCCUCAAGGUCCUCCCGGUGGUUUGGGUAAUCCUGGACCUCUUGGAGAGAAGGGAGAGCCUGGUGAGGCUGGACCACCUGGAAUUGUAGGAGAGCCUGGAAAGAAGGGUCCUCGUGGAGAGCGUGGAGAGAAGGGAGAGGCCGGACAACCUGGAACUGCUGGACCUGCUGGAGGACGAGGACGACCUGGAGACGACGGGCCCAAAGGAAACCCUGGUCCUGUUGGCUUCCCUGGUGAUCCUGGUCCCCCUGGUGAGGUUGGACCCAGAGGUCAAGAUGGCGCCAAGGGAGAGAGAGGAGAAGACGGCGAACCUGGAGAAUCUGGCUCCCCUGGACCUCCUGGUGAGAACGGACCUCCCGGGCCCCCAGGAAAGAGGGGUCCUGCUGGAACAAGAGGACCUGAGGGACGUCAGGGAGAGAAGGGAACCAAGGGAGACCCAGGUGCUGUUGGACCACCAGGUAAAACUGGCCCCGUCGGUCCCCAGGGCCCACCAGGAAAACCAGGAACAGAAGGUCUCAGAGGACUCCCAGGAUCAGUGGGUGAGCAAGGAUCCCCAGGACCUGCUGGACAGAAAGGACCACCUGGACCUCUUGGUCCACCCGGUUUGCCCGGUCUGCGUGGAGAUCCCGGUGCCAAGGGAGAGAAGGGACAUCCAGGUCUUAUUGGUCUCAUUGGACCCCCAGGAGAGCAGGGAGAGAAGGGAGACCGAGGUCUGGCUGGUCCUCAGGGAUCCUCCGGACCUAAAGGAGAGCCUGGAAUGCCUGGAGGCACUGGACCCAUCGGCCCUGCUGGUCCUCCUGGUCUGCCUGGUCCUCAAGGUAUCAAAGGAGCUAAGGGUGCUACUGGAGGAGCUGGUCCAAAGGGAGAAAAGGGUGUACAGGGAUCUCCUGGCCCUCCAGGCCCACCAGGUGAGGUCAUUCAGCCCUUGCCCAUCCAGAGAAGUCCCAAGUCCAAGCGCUCCAUCGACGCCAGCCAGCUGCUCCCCGAGUCCGAUCCUGACAUGCCUGCAUCUGAUGCCGCUGGCACUGAGUUCCUGAUGGGCAGUGAGGGCAUGGAGGAAAUCUUCGGCUCUCUCAACUCCCUUCGACAGGAGAUCGAGACCAUGCGUUUCCCUCUGGGCACCCAGGACAGCCCUGCCCGCACCUGUCAGGACCUGCACCUCAGCCAGCCAGACCUCAAAGACGGAGAGUACUGGAUCGACCCCAACCAGGGCUGCUCCAGAGACUCCUUCAAGGUCUUCUGCAAUUUCACCAAUGGAGCAGAGACUUGCCUGUAUCCCAGCAAGAGCAUCAACACGGUGAAGAUGAGCUCCUGGGACAAAGAGACUCCAGGAUCCUGGUACAGUCAGUUCACCACUGGUAGUAAGUUCUCCUAUGUGGACUCUAAUGGCGAGCCUGUGGGCGUGGUCCAGUUGGGCUUCCUGCGUCUCUUGAGCGUCCAGGCCCGCCAGAACUUCACCUACAACUGCCACCGCUCAGUGGCCUGGUCCGACAGAAGCGCCAAGAACAACUACGAGAGGGCGCUUCACCUCCAGGGUGCAAACGAGGAGGAGCUGAGCUACGAGACCAACCCUUACAUCAAAGCCUUGGUCGAUGGCUGCUCUUAUCGUAAGGGCUUUGACAGGACAGUCCUGGAGAUCAACACACCACAGGUGGAGCAUCUUCCUCUGCUGGAUAUCAAAGUGUCAGACUUUGGGGAGAGCAACCAGCAGUUUGGCUUUGAAGUGGGACCUGUCUGUUUCCAAGGCUAAAAACACACAUAUACACACACCAUGCAGAGAACAACACAUGCAAAUGCUCACACACACAUGCACUUAGAGACACACUUAUAUAUAAUAAACAUACAUGCCCAGUAAUUUGUAAAUUAACUUGUAAAUGAUAUGAAAUACACACACAAACCCACAGACACACACACACUUACACACACAGAUGCUGUUGUGAGACAAACACGCACUCACACUCAAGUACGUGCCUGGGGAAAGCAACAUCCUCCCAACAAUUAAUGGACGUCAAAAAAAAAAAAAAAAAGAGGAGAGAAAUAAAAAAAACUCGCGAAGAGGAGACCAUCGCUCAGGCGAACAAACGCGAGAAAGGAAGAAAAAACCAGGAGAGAGUGUUCUUCGGAAUAAAACAGUGUUUUCUUUACCAGCAGCGAAAGGGGCCGGCCUGAGAAAGAGAGCGCAAGCCGGCAACUUGAGGCCUGAAGCCCCCCGUCUCCGAUCCCCCUCUCACUCUUCUCUCCUCCCCGCUGUCUCUCUUUUUUCCACUCAUCUCACCUGCUCUACCUCCCCCCUCCUCCUCCCAAAAAAGGGUCACACUCAGACAUCAUUUCGAUUUCUUUAAUCCCACAUUGACAUUGCGAGCAGUUUGUUUGACAGUCACUUUUUUUUAUGACAAGAGGCUCCAUGAUGUUUUGAACAGUUAAACUGUGUUGUGGUUCGUGGCCUUGGCGUUUGUGGGGCAUUUAUUCCUUUAGUCAUUCAGAUAAAAAGUUGCUGAGAAUUGAAAGUUUUGAAUCAACUUUUCAUCUGUUUUGCAUUUGCCAGCCAGAACUACUCAUGAGCCACAAAUCUAAUCAAAACAGCAGACACCAAAACUGACAGGAAAAUGACAGCCAGUAGUCACAUAAACAUUUGUGGCAUCUCUGUAAGGGCUAACUUCUCUGUCUACUCCUGUAGUGACUUGUCAGUCAUGUUGCUCACAUUGGAAACACAGAGUAACUCUCAGCUCUUAUCUUAUUGCAUCAAAAGGAACCAAAGAAUUAAUGCCACCAGUUUCCACCCAGAACAAAAAGAGGGAACUGACCAAAUAAUACCAGCAGGGUCCUGCUUGUCAGACUGAUCUGUUCUUGUCUUGUUCAAACUGCCACCAAGUGAAUUUUUACAUUUUGUAAUAUUCUCCUUAUGACCACCUUGCAGUUUUAUUAAAACAGUCUAAAAAUGUGAUUCACAGCUCUAACUGACGAUUUAAAAAUCUUUCUGUUGAUAUGCAGUGAGGUCAGUGGAGUCCAGUGUGAAACAGGAUUUAUUAUUUUUUAACUGGACAAUCUGUCCUCAGCCCUGAGAGCAGCAGAAACUCUCUUCUGAACUGUUCAUUUGUUAACAUUGGACAAAACCUGCUGCGUGCAGUGAGGCAGGAUAGAAGAUGUGUCGAUACCUGAACCAGUGAAUUUAAAAGCCAUUAUUUUUGUAAACUGUGCUUAAUGUGAUGCUAUUGUACUUGCAUGUUACUGGUUCCUUUUAAAAUGGCUGAUGAUUCUUCUUUAAAUCAUGGAUCAUGCUACCAGGGUCACGACCACAGUCCAGUAUUUCCUGAGUCACUUUCUGGUUACUUUGAUUUUUGUUUUCCAUCCAGAACACAUUUUCUGACUUUGCAUCCAAGCACAGAACAUCAUCAGGGUUUAAAUAUGUACAUCAGAUUCAAAGUUCCCUCCUCUUUUUUCUGUAGCAGUGAAUAAAAAGCAUGCUUUACUGAAAGAAACUGUGUGGCAAGGUGCUAAUUAUACCAAAUCAUAAAAGUUUUAGUAUUCACUUUGAGUCCUCCAUUUUCUUUAGUCUCUUUUUUACAAUUUCAUGAAGCUUUUUACUGGGGAAAAUGUGCAUUACACUCCAUUUGUACAGAAAUAGUGAUAUUCUAUUGUAUUUAUUUAAAACAAACAGGGUGCUUUGAGAUUAAAAAAACAAGAACCACCAAAUAUUCCAGUCAAAUGUGGUAUAUUUCAUUUGUAUUUAUUUCCUGUAGCUGACACUUGAAGGUCAAGUGAAGCAAGUGACUUACAUGUUAAACUCACUACCAGCCUGAGUAAUGGUGCUUCUGUUCACGCCCUGUCCAAACUCCUUUUGUACAACCAAAGAAUCUGUGGCCAUAUUUUAUUGUAAUAUCCCUUUUUAGUGUUUUCAUCAACUGUACUGUGCUGUUAAAUUUUGCUUCCACUGUAAUAAUUAAAUGGUGACUCUCCA
Messenger RNA from Lates calcarifer (barramundi perch), 11660 nucleotides. RefSeq names its product collagen, type XI, alpha 2 (gene col11a2). Gene Ontology annotation, biological process: cartilage development; collagen fibril organization; sensory perception of sound. Lineage: Eukaryota; Metazoa; Chordata; Actinopteri; Centropomidae. The record is from RefSeq and is a predicted model, not a curated record. Gene Ontology annotation, molecular function: extracellular matrix structural constituent. Gene Ontology annotation, cellular component: collagen trimer.